AUGCCACGAAUUGGCUUCUCAGGAGAUUUGUUUUCAAUUGGUAGAAUGAUCUUUAGCCAAUUAGCAUAUGCACAGGUUCCUUUUAAUGUUUCGGACACACAGCUUCAAAUGCUUUUCGACUUUUGUGGUGCGAAUACCUAUUCUACGGGAUCACCGCCCGAAACCGUGGUGCGUUCGAUAGAAGCUAUUGGCACUCUUUCACUUCACAACUACUCCCCAGAGGUGGUUGCUAAUAUGGCCCCAAUUUUCCCAGCAGUCAGAGAGCUAACAAUAGCAAUAUACACUCCUUGUUUUGACGAGAUUCUUGCCCUUUUAGUUGAAAAUCGACACAAUCUAUCUCACUUAAAGGAAUUCAAAAUACUAAACAAUCGGAUACUAAGAAAGGAAACCAAGCAGUUAGGUACUCUUCUAGAAAGUCUCACUCGGUUGGAAGUCCUAGUCUUAGAUAACUGUGGGCUUUAUGACUAUGAUAUAGACCACCUUCUUCCGGCUAUUUCAUGGAGCACUGUCACAUAUAUAUCACUAAGCAGAAACAACCUGACAACUCAUACCCUAGAGAACAUCUUGACCAUGGUGAGAGAUCGACGCGGAUGCAUUCCUCUCAGCUUCUCUCUUCAAGACCUAGACACUGAGUCUGCAGCUACCACUAUUCAAGCACUCAGAGUCUUUACUAACUCGUCUAUGUUGUAUUCUAAGCAAUCCAUCUUUCGAGAGUUUCGAUUGUCUUGCAAACAGGACUUUUUACAACACACGUGGUCGAUUGUCAAGGAACGCAUGCAUAUAGACCUAUCUCGCUUUGAGGCUUCAGAUGCACUAGCUCCUGAUCUAGGGCUUUUUAUCUAUGAGUGGCUUCGUCUAGCUAGUGUUUCUUAUGGAGGCCUAUCAGAGGCAACCAUAUGUCUCAGUGGUAGAGUGACAUCAUCUAUACGCGGAACCUCAAAUGCCUUGUCCAUCUAUGGAUUGUAUUUAUUGUGUCAUCGAAAUCUCAACGAGCUCGGUCUCUUCAUAUCUUUAGAUUGUACUAAUUGUAGUCUUGAGUUUGAUGCUAAAAAACUGGGGCUUCCACCUGAUGCAAUCCCCCAAUUAAUGCGCCGGUUGAAGAUCAAUCUUGCUACCUCUCUAAUUUGUUUAUCAUUGUCAGAUUGUGAUUUGUUCGAACGUUGGAAGCGCCGAGAUACACAAGAGUUUAUCUCAUUUCUCAGUGAUUGCAAGCAUCUGAAGCGACUGGAUUUGCGGUACAAUGAGUUCAAUAAGGAAUUUAAUGUUCUAUUUUGCAAAGAGUUAGAAGAUAUUGAGUUUAUUCCCUUUCUUGACACGUUAGAAGUCGAUAUGCUAAUUGAUCUAACUACGCUUUCCAUAAGCUUACAGAGACGAUAUUCCCAAUAUGUAGUAAGAUACCUAGAUGAGGGAGACACUAUAUUCAAGCGGCUUGUUCGAGGGCCGGUGGUUCUUUCAUGUGGCUCACAGACUAGAGGAAAUAAAGUUCCUAUCGCGAUAAUGAGGAUGAUCUUAUUGAAUGGGAACAUUGUGUCAUCCGCGUUUACACAAAGGUUGGAACGCUCUUUGUUUGAUAGUCAUGCAGCUACUCUGCAAAAAAUCCUUGGUAAAGUUUUCUACUCUCCAUUAAAGUCCAUUAGUUUUAGACAAUCCAUCUCACCCGGUGCUAUUCUGAAGCCAGUAAGUAUUAGUCUUUGGAAGUACACGGACAGCUCUAUACUAGGAAAUACAAUGAAGGAUAUGAUCAAAACCAGCCUAUCCACUCGAGCAGCCAUCUUGGUAAGGACUGAGAUCGUACGCACUGGACGUUACAAUUAUGAAUCCGGUAGACUAUAUCUACAAGAGGCGAACUAUAGAUCCCUAACACUUGAAUCAUUCCUUGAACUAGUGUAUGAGAAGGAUUUUGCAGCUUUCAAUCCACAGCUUCUGCACAUUGAUUUCAGUCAUAACUCGUUUACAAAGGCCGAUGUUCAAGGGCUUAUCAGGACACUUUCACUACUUACAACAUUACAUGCAUUAAUUCUCUCUGAUUGCUCUCUUUCCGAUAAGACCUGUGCACAUAUUCUUGAGAGCCUCCCUAGUCUGCUGGAAUGCACCGAUCUUUGGUACAUAGAUAUCUCUGAGAAUAUGUUUGGGGGCCUUACAGCACAUGCCCUCUCAAACUUUUUGCAACAGUAUCUUAUGGUAGGACAGAGGCAGAUAAUUUUGAACCUUAGAUUGAAACCAGGAUAUAGAUUCUUAUACGCACCACAGAUUUUGUUAUCAGCUGACGAUAAUAUCAAUGAGACUCUGAAUCGUAAAAUCCUUAUAUGGCUAAUUAUGUCUAGGGAUGCUCUUUUGUUAUUUUCAGUAGAUGAUAUAACAAACCUCAAACAAAGAGGUAUAAAUAUCCUGUCAGUAGUUUCUCCUAUAGGCCGCUUUUACGAUCAUAAGUAUAGCAUCAUAACUCCUUACUUGUUAAGAGAAUUGGGCUUACCUGAUUAUUCAUUUUCUUGGGACUCGGCGAGGAACAUAUACGAACACUUCAUGCACAACUGUGCAUAG
This is a messenger RNA of Giardia duodenalis, 2541 nucleotides long. RefSeq lists its product as uncharacterized. The transcript has a single exon. The coding region runs from base 1 to 2541 and encodes 846 amino acids. The record is from RefSeq and is a predicted model, not a curated record. NCBI's taxonomy places the organism in Eukaryota, Fornicata, Diplomonadida, Hexamitidae.